AUGCACUUCACACAAGCUUUCUCUCUACUUGCUAUCGCUUUGGCGGUUCCAGGCUUCGCGUCCCCGGCUAGGCGGCAGGGACCACCAGGGUCAACAAUUACCUUGGAGAGCCCUGGGAGUAUCACAGCUCCUGCAAAUGGCACCAGCGUAACUGCAGGCCAGCCGUUUACAUUCAGCGUAGCAGUCCCCGAGUGGAACCACUGUCAUCCAGGCUAUACGCCCGUGAACGUCUAUCUCCUGGCCACUGAGCCAACGAUAUCCGACUUGAACACGACCUACGGGUUCAGCGACUACUUGUACUACUUCGGGGACUAUGUGGUCAAUAACUUCCCAGGACAACUUCCGAAAUCGGGUUCACCGCCGCCGUCCACCUUGAUGACGCCGGACCUCGGGGAAUCGUACUCCGGGCAAGUGGUAUAUCUGGCUACCAUUGAAAUCAUUGAAGGCUGCCCACCCGAUGGUUUCUGGGAGUACGCGAUUGACUCGAUUGCGCUUUCAUACACCGGGUAA
Molecule: messenger RNA, 510 nt
Organism: Phanerochaete carnosa HHB-10118-sp
Lineage: Eukaryota; Fungi; Basidiomycota; Agaricomycetes; Polyporales; Phanerochaetaceae
Exons: 3
Coding region: 1-510 (169 amino acids)
Source: RefSeq, a predicted model, not a curated record